AUGGAUAAGACAAAUUUUAGUAUAAGGAAAAUGUUUACAUAUUCUUGUAAACACAAAAUUUUAAUUUUCAUAGGAAUAGUUCUUAUCUGUAUUAUGAAUUUAUGGAUAUAUAGGAACAAAGGAGCAUCUAACUUUCAUGAAGGUAAUGUACAUUGUAGAACAUUAUCAGAUAAAAAUGCAAAAAAAGAAAAUGGAUCACGUAAUAGAAAGGUAAAAAACAAAGAACAACAUUCUACAUGUAAUAAUAGUAAUAUUACUUCAGAAGCAUAUACUGAUUAUUCAAAAAUAUAUAACGAUGGAAAUUCUGUUAAAGAAUUAAGUGCAUCGGAUAUGGAAUUAUUUAAAGAGGAAAAUUAUGGUCUUUUAGAAGAUAUGACUGAUAGUAUUAAUAAAGAAAUAAAAGAAUUAGAAGAAUUUCCAUCAAAGGAUAUUCUUCGUAAUAUUUGGUUCAAGGUACAUUGUAAUGAAAGAAAUAAAUUUCUUUCUCUUAAAUAUAGUAUAAGAAAAAUACAUGAUAAAUAUUUUUGUGAUACGAAUAAAAAUGAAGAACUCGGUAAAAAAGUAUGGAAUAAAUGCUGUGCUAUUAUUACGGAUGAAUUUUUAAAAUUGGAUAGUAUUCAAAAUAGUCUAUUUCAUAAUCUAAUCGAAAAAGAAACAGUAACUCUUGAGGAAUUUGAAGAUUUUGUUAAACUUUGUAUGAAUGGAUAUAAAUAUACAAAAAAACAAACCAAAAAAAUGUGUGUUAAAAAAUUAAAUAAGACAUUAAGUCAGAGAUUAUAA
Molecule: messenger RNA, 780 nt
Organism: Plasmodium adleri (nom. inval.)
Lineage: Eukaryota; Apicomplexa; Aconoidasida; Haemosporida; Plasmodiidae
Product: Plasmodium exported protein (PHISTc), unknown function
Exons: 2
Coding region: 1-780 (259 amino acids)
Source: RefSeq, a predicted model, not a curated record